Messenger RNA from Labeo rohita (rohu), 1659 nucleotides. Its product is annotated as L-rhamnose-binding lectin CSL2. Lineage: Eukaryota; Metazoa; Chordata; Actinopteri; Cypriniformes; Cyprinidae. The transcript is spliced from 8 exons. Gene Ontology annotation, molecular function: carbohydrate binding. The record is from RefSeq and is a predicted model, not a curated record. The coding region runs from base 38 to 667 and encodes 209 amino acids.
UUGGUUUCUUGGUCUUCCUUCUGUUCACAAUUUCAACAUGCUGGUGCAAAAGCUAAGCUGGAUCAUUUUGCUGCUGUUUCUGUGUCAACAUGAAGUAGAAGCAAAAACAACACUGGUCUGUGAAGGAGGAUCUGCAUACCUCAGCUGUGAUUUGGGAUUCAUAAAGGUCCUACGGGCCAGCUAUGGGCGGACUGAUCGCACAACAUGUGCUGGUGGGAGACCAGCUAAUCAGAUCUCAAAUACGCACUGUUUUCGAGAAGCAUCCCUCCAUUUAAUGUCUGCUCGGUGUGAUGGAAGAAAGAGCUGUUCUGUUCCUGCAACGAACUCAGUUUUCUCUGAUCCUUGUUAUGGUACUUAUAAAUACCUGGAUGUGUCUUAUGACUGUAUUCCAGCAAAAAGAAGUGUAACCUGUGAACGCAGCCAAAGCAUCAUUAUCUGUGAUUCUGGUGUUAUUUCUGUUCAUCAUGCCAAUUAUGGACGCCGGGAUCUUGUAACCUGCCCUCAUAAAUUAGCAACUACACCACACUGUUACUCUCCUCAGACCAGCAGCCUGCGUUCCAGGUGCAAUGGGAGGAAGACUUGUCAACUAUAUGCUUCAAAUUCUCUCUACUCCGAUCCAUGUUAUCGUGUCUAUAAGUAUCUAGAAGUGAUGUACAGCUGUACAUAAUCCUGCUACAUAAAUGUAUUUCAUGUUUUGUGUGUUUUAAAUGAGAACUGAGAUUUUAGAUGCUGCUAGCUUUGAUGAUUAUGUGUCAGACAUAUUACACUUUACAGUACAUUUUUUCUUUUGAUUUUAAGGUGAUUUUUGUGAGGUUAGGAACAAUUUUAUCUAGGUAAAUUUAUGUAAGCCAUAAAGUUGUCAAAAAGGAAAACCAUGUAAAAAAGAAAUACAACAGCACCAUAUAAUUUGACUGCCAUAAGAACAAUUAAGAUCAGAAAAACUACUAAAAUUCUUGUAGAAUAAUCUACAACACAAAUAAUCUUUUGUAUACAAACAAAAUUGGUGUUGUUAAAUUUCUAUUGUAAAAAGCCCAAUACAAAUACAUUUUUUGUAAAGCAAAUCAUAAAAUUUCACCCUAAAGUCUACUUCCUAAUCAUGUAAUAUGCAUACUGUCAUGUGUUUCCGGUCUUUUACUGGAUUUUAUGUUUUAGUUCUUGUCUGCUGAGUUUCCUGUGCCAGUUUGUAGUCCUUUUGUAGUUCAUUUUCUGAUUGAUUCCCUUUGAUCGUCUCCCAGGUGUGUCCUGUUAUCUUGUUACCCUUGUUAGCCUGUCUGUAGUAAAUAGCCCUUGGGUUUCCCAUGUUUCUUUGUCAGUUAAUACCUGUACCAGUUUCUUGUUCUGAUUUUGCAUUUAUUAAAAUUCCCACACUUAGAUAUGUUUCUACGUGCCAUCUUUUGGUUCCUUUGUUACACAUAUUUGAUAAGCCUGUUAAACUAACACAAGUGGUGGGAGAAAAGAACCUUUUCGAAGCUUCAAAACAACUGAACCAACUGUUUCGCAAAAUGAUUCACUGUUUCGAAGCACUCGAAACGCCACACGCUGGUGACGCCUGCCUGUCAAAAAUGUGUAAAUGCAACAAACACUAAAGCUAAAACAUGCAUAAAAACAGGUUUUAAAAACCCAUUGCAAAUGUUUGAUUUAAAGUAUGCAUUAAAUGCA